UUACAAGUUCGCGAGUCACAGUAAAUCGUGUCGCGCGUCGUAGCCACACCGCGCUGGACACACUGCUAGUUAAUCAUUUUUUUCUUAUAAAAAAAAUACUGCGUUAUCCUGUCAAGAGUUGACAAGAUAACACUCAACAUGGCGUCAGCACUCCAAAUCUUAGCCACGCUGGUAUUCGCCGGUGCGACGGGCCAAAACCUGAACGUAGCCGAUAAGAUUGGCCGAGGUCUCGGCAAGGAGUUAGCUGCUGUUAAGCAACCUAUCGACGAAACCCUCACUUUUAUAGGAUCCAGCCAAUGUUCGAAUGUAAAAAAACUGAUCGGAGUUGAAUAUGAACAAGUCAAAGGGAUCAGAGAGCCAGACCUAAAUCAAUUAACACUUAAUUUUCUCUCACAGUCAUUCCGUGUAACGUACAACAUCACAGCAGCAGCCGAGCUUGUGCCGCUGACCAGGGGCUACAAUCACAACCAGAACCUGAUCAUCUUCAUACACGGAUUCACUGACGAUCCUACGACGGCCACUGCGAAUACUAUUAGCAAUGCCUUCCUAAGUCAAGGAGAAUUCAACAUUCUGGCCCUGGACGGGAGCUCACUCAUUAAAUGGCUGUACCUUCGUUCGACAACUUACGUGCGCUUCAUGGGAGAAAAACUCGGGGCGACUUUAGCUGCUAUGGUUAAAGGAGGCAUGAACCCUCGAGCUAUUCACCUAAUCGGCCACAGCCUCGGCUCCCACAUCGCAGGGUUCACCGGGAAAACCUUCACCGACCUGACGGGAAGGCGCGUCGGCAGGAUUUCAGGACUGGACCCGGCCGGCCCGUGCUUCAGCAACAUCGACCCCGAACUGCGGCUCAAGGCGACUGACGCUGACUUCGUGGACGUCAUACACACGGACGCCGGAGUAUACGGGCUCAGGGAUGCCGUAGGCCACGUGGACUUUUUCCCGAACAGCGGCUCCCAGCAACCGAACUGCUUGCUGCAGACGUGCAGCCACAGCCGAGCCUGGCUCUACUACGCAGAGUCCGUGGUCAACAAGGAAGCCUUCCUCGCAGUGCCUUGUAAGGACUGGGACGCCUUUAGGAAGAAUCAAUGUGGCGCCGAGAUAAGCAUUAUGGGCUACGGCAUUCGGCCGAGCGCCCGCGGGAUAUACUUCCUGCGCACCGCCGAGGACUCCCCCUACGGGCUCUCCCGCCGCGGGACGGUCUAUGAGAACAACGAGGGCGUCAUCAGGACCAUCGGCUCCAAGAUCCUCGGGUGAUACCAGCGGGCUUGACCAACCAAUACAGCUCAUAUUCUCAUUAUGACAUUAUACACAAUAUUCAAUACACUAUAUUCAACACAUUAUCUAUAUAUUAAUACGUGAAGCAAAAACUUUGUAUCCCUUUUUACGAAAAUUGCGGGGACGGAGGAGUAUGAAAGGACAAACCCG
Messenger RNA from Bombyx mandarina (wild silkworm), 1425 nucleotides. RefSeq names its product pancreatic lipase-related protein 2. The record is from RefSeq and is a predicted model, not a curated record. NCBI's taxonomy places the organism in Eukaryota, Metazoa, Arthropoda, Insecta, Lepidoptera, Bombycidae. Gene Ontology annotation, molecular function: lipase activity; serine hydrolase activity. Gene Ontology annotation, biological process: lipid catabolic process.